AUGCGCGUUAUUGGAGACACGGCCGGCGGGCUCUCUGGGGGAACCUUCAAGCUUCUGAGCGCACCCGUAAAUGGCCUUUCGUCCAUACUUGAUGCGGCCAGUCGCGGGGUGAAGGCGCACGUCAGCCCGGCGAACGCGCAACCACCCACGCUGUCAGCUGACCCCGCCAGAAGCCACGACGCCGGUGGUGGGCCAGCUGCCGGUAGUUCCUCGGCUUCUCCUGACGACUCUGGCGAGGAUACCGCGCCGGGGGCAACGGGUCAAACAGGGAGGUCCAGCAGCCAAGGUGGUGACCCCGACCCGUUCGAUCGAAUCGGCAGCGUAGCCCUCACCUCUCUGGCCGGGUCCCUGAAGCUCCUCAGCGCCGCCGUUGGAGGGGUUGGGGACGCAGUGUUUCAGGCGGGUGUGCUGGCGGAAGGGCUGGCUGGGGGCACGGGCCAGGUGGCGGAGGACACCGUUAGAGUCGUGCAGAGGUUCGUUGGUUGGGCCAGGGAUGACAUGGUCAAGCUGAACAACCGGAGAGGCCAGGGUGGCCACCACGACGUUAGGAAAAACGUGGACGCACCAGGACCUGGGAAGCGGCCACCACCAGCAACACCACCCGUAGGCGUCCGCACGCCCGAACCAGCCCCUCACGCCGCCGAAAAGGACGGCUUCACGCCGGACCCAGCCUUGGUCUCCGACGGGCUGAGCGUUCUCGAGGCGUGGGAAGGCGUUCGUGACCUCGGGCGCCUGGCAGUUGAGGCCUUGGUCCGGCAGGCGGCGGGCCUCUUCCGCCUAAAGAACGGGGCCCUGCCCCCCGCUCCCCGUAUCGCGGCGUUGAUUCUCCUGACGGUUUUUAUCUACGAUCGACGACGACGACAGCGAGGACGCCACCAACCGCCGCCGCCGCCACCACCGCCGCCGCCGUCCCCGCGAGAGCCCCAGCGCAGCUCCGUGGCGCGGCGAGACUUGCGCGAAAGGGGCGACGGGAACCGAGGGCCGCCCUCCACUGCGGUGGCGUUUGACCUGGCGGCCAGCCUGCACUCGCCCUCCCGCUCUCUGUUUUCGAGGCUGCGCCAGGCGGCGGGCACGCCCCCGUUGCGAGCGCCUGGCUCGCCUUGGACGAGGAGGACGUACGAGGUCGUCCCGCAACCGGACGGGGUUGAUCCGUCGCUGCCGUCCCCCGCACAGGAGAGAGAGCGCGACAGAGCGGCGUGGUUGGCAUGGGACGAGGGUUACCGUCGAGGCCAGGCGUCGCGGGCUCUCGAUCCCGCCGCGGAAGCCGAAACGACGGCGUGGCUUAACCAUAUCCUCGCCAGCGCUUGGGGGGGCACGAAGCGGGUGGUGCCGACAGGAUUUGCCGGCGUCAACGGUAUCGCCGGUGGCCGCGAUGUACACGGCUGUGUCGUCACCGGCAUGCUUGCCGCGGAUGGACUGAGCUCUUUCGUCGCUGAGCACUUGACGGAGGGGUUCCUAGAAGUGCUGGAAGAAAUGAAGCCCACAAGCGUUGUUGGGGUCGAGCUUCUAGACGUCGAGCUCGGCUCCUCCGCUCCACAGAUCCUGGGGAUUACGAUGCUCGACCCGACCUCGUCGGCGUCGCCUGGGUGGGGAGACGGUCGAUGCAACCACGAAGGCGAAUGCUUGUCGUUCAGGGUGGACCUGGAAGUUGCUGCGCCGGACCUCCGCGUGGGCGUGAGAGUGAAGGUUUCCAGCCUGGAGAAGGCGUUGCUACCGACGGGGACGGUCAGGUUGCUGGAGCUGUUUUUCCGCGGGAGCAUGUCGGUUCGGGCGGAGUUGCGACCCGAGUUCCCUUUCGUGAAAACGGCGCUCAUCGCGUUUGACGACCCUCCAGAUGUCCAGAUAAAGCUGGAACAGUGGGGGCUCGACGCCUUGAGUCUCGGAACCGUGCCUGCCGCUGUAGACGAGUGGGCCCGGAUGGCCUUGCAGCAGGCAAUAUCACCGUACGUGAUGCCCGGGUUCAUCGAAGUCGAUGCGGCCAGCGCCAUCUGUCCUGAUUGCCCGGAGGUACCCGCAGCAAGGAAAGCGGAGAAGCAGCAGCAGGGAAAGGCCGGAGGCAUCGACAUCCGUCUGCCUUCUUCCCGCCUGCCGGCCGCGACGGCGGCGACUUUCGCGAAGGGCAGGGAGGCCGCCGCUGGGGGAAAGGUCAGCGGGCGAAACGUGCCAGGCAAGGACAGGGGCAACCGUGGGUUCGGCAACAAGAACGGCAAAAACGCCGACGAGCGGAAACCCGGGAAGUUCUCGGGACAGGACAGCGGCCGUUUCCCGACGGCCGCCUCCGCCUUCGAAGGAGACGGCUUGGUUGGGCGUGGGGGACGAGCGGCUGCCAUGGCCAACUUGUACGAGCACAGGGGUGGGAUGGGCAGGGUUGUGCAGUGGUUGAAGGACCGCCUGACGAACUUCGUUAUCUCUUCGAACGAAAUUCCGACGGAAACCGAGGGUCGUCACGUGAUGGAUUGGCAAGGGAUGGAUUGA
Messenger RNA from Ectocarpus siliculosus, 2475 nucleotides. The record is from the annotation of a GenBank genome assembly. Lineage: Eukaryota; Phaeophyceae; Ectocarpales; Ectocarpaceae.